This is a messenger RNA of Phodopus roborovskii (desert hamster), 2832 nucleotides long. It is a transcript of the gene Gpbp1, whose product is annotated as GC-rich promoter binding protein 1. Bases 1023 to 2504 code for a protein of 493 amino acids. Gene Ontology annotation, cellular component: nucleus. Gene Ontology annotation, molecular function: DNA binding; RNA binding. NCBI's taxonomy places the organism in Eukaryota, Metazoa, Chordata, Mammalia, Rodentia, Cricetidae. The record is from RefSeq and is a predicted model, not a curated record. Gene Ontology annotation, biological process: DNA-templated transcription; positive regulation of DNA-templated transcription. The transcript has 12 exons.
UUUUUCAUAACUUUUACAGGUGAUUGAAUUAUACAGAUAUGAAGAUCAUCUUCUAGGUUUUGUUUAAAAGGCCCCGGGUAUUUCAAGAGGCCAUUUUGGAAUUACAGUUUUGUUGUUUUUUUUUUUCCUUGGGGGGUGAAAUUUUGCCCCAGAAGUUUAUUAAAAUUGACAAGAAUCAUCUCUGAAGUGAAUUGAUAGUAGUGAACAAAUUCAACGAGCUACUAAAAGACCCAGUCAUUUCUUCAGUAUUUUGGUUCAAACGGAUUAUAUAAGUGGUUAAAGUAUUUCAUCUGGUGUUAUUUUUGUCUCUUCCCCCCUUUCCUGUUGGUGUUUUUCAGCCAAAACUGUAAGAUAUGUUUGUGUACUGAGUAGUUUGAAAUUACUGUUGAAUAUUGCUGAAGUUUCGUGGCAGUUCUUUUUACCUGUAUUGAAAGUUUUAGGAAUUUUUCACUUCAGCUCUUUUCAUAUUACCAUGGGACAGCUUUUCUAAAUGAAGACAUUGAAAGAAUACAGUUUUUUUCUUUUUAUCUUUUAUUUACUUGGGAAUGUAAGAUGCUCCAGUUUCACACCAGCAUGGUAGUAUUGAGAUAGCUCUUUGUGUCUCUGUACAUGCUGAUGUUUAGAAGUAGUCUUCAGAUGUGAAAUUUUCUUUUUGUUUCUGCUUUUUGCACAUAAAUUGGAUAUUUCAUCUGGAGUGGAUAAAUACAGUGACAAAUACAUGGAAUAGUAAAGAAGACCUUGCUCUUGAAUCCAAGGAACUUGGCUAAUUCUGGAUAUAGCCAUAUGAAAACUUCAAAACAAAUAUGGGUAGCUGACUUCAAAUAACUCUAUGUCAAAUAGUCAUAGGUUAAGUAUCUUCAAAGAACUUGGAUAUUUCAGAGGAUACAAAAUAAAAAAACAAACUGGAAAACAUAAAGCUUAUAGAGAAAAAGCCAACGCCUUCCUGUGCAGUCCUCUUGGAGUUUGGACUUGCCAUGAGGUGUUGAAGCCUUGUUUCGUUGAGUUGGAGAGACUGGACCUAAAUGGCGCAGCAUGACUUUGCUCCAGCCUGGCUUAAUUUUCCUACUCCGCCAUCAUCAACAAAGUCAUCAUUGAAUUUUGAGAAGCAUUCUGAAAAUUUUUCAUGGACAGAAAAUCGUUAUGAUGUGAGUCGUCGACGACACAACUCUUCCGAUGGCUUUGAUUCUGGUAUUGGACGUCCUAACGGAGGUAAUUUUGGGAGGAAAGAAAAAAAUGGAUGGCGUACGCAUGGCAGAAAUGGUACAGAAAACAUAAAUCACCGAGGGGGAUACCAUGGUGGAAACCCCCGUUCUCGUAGCAGUAUUUUCCACCCUGGAAAAAGCCAAGGACUGCAUGAGAGCAGCACCCCGGACAACGAGCCUGGGAGGAGAGAAGACAGACGAGAGCGCAGGCAGUUUGAGGCCGAGGACUUCCCAUCUUUAAAUCCUGAAUAUGAGAGAGAACCAAAUCAGAAUAAAUCUUUAGCUGCGGGUGUAUGGGGCCUACACGCCCAGACACACACAUACCCAACCAAAAAAAUCUCCCAAGCUCCUCUCUUAGAAUAUCCCCCGAAUCCUAAAUCUAGAGCUCCAAGAAUGCUGGUCAUUAAGAAAGGUAAUACAAAAGACUUACAGCUAUCUGGAUUCCCAGUGGCAGGAAACCUUCAGUCACAGCCAGUUAAGAAUGGAACUGGUCCAAGUGUUUAUAAAGGCUUAAUCCCCAAACCUGCUGUUCCACCAACAAAACCUACACAAUGGAAAAGCCAAACUAAAGAAAACAAAGUUGGAACUUCUUUUCCUCAUGAUUCUGCAUACGGUGUUGGCAACUUUAAUACCUUUAAGUCAACAGCCAAGAGUAUUAGUCCAUCAACAAAUUCAGUGAAAGAGUGUAAUCGUUCAAAUUCUUCCUCGCCUGUUGACAAACUUAAUCAGCAGCCUCGUUUAACUAAACUGACACGCAUGCGCAGUGACAAGAAGAGCGAAUUUUUGAAAGCAUUGAAAAGGGACAGAGUAGAAGAAGAACACGAAGAUGAAAGCCACGCUGGCUCUGAGAAGGACGACGACUCAUUUAAUUUGCAUAACAGCAAUAGUGCUCACCAAGAAAGAGAUAUAAACAGAAACUUUGAUGAAAAUGAAAUUCCACAGGAGAAUGGCAAUGCUUCGGUGAUUUCUCAACAGAUCAUUCGUUCGUCAACUUUUCCACAGACUGAUGUCCUUUCCAGUUCACUCGAGGCAGAGCACAGACUAUUAAAGGAGAUGGGCUGGCAGGAAGACAGCGAAAACGAUGAGACGUGCGCUCCCUUGACUGAGGACGAGAUGAGGGAGUUCCAGGUUAUUAGUGAACAGUUACAGAAGAAUGGGCUGAGGAAAAAUGGUAUUUUGAAAAAUGGCCUGAUCUGUGACUUGAAGUUUGGACCCUGGAAAAACAGCACUUUCAAACCCACCAUUGAGAAUGAGGACACAGAGACAAGUAGCAGUGACACAUCAGAUGACGACGAUGUGUGAAGGGUUUCCUAACCGCGUUAGAAACUUUAGUGUGACACAUCUCUCAUGCAGUUUGGGGUGAAAUGUAAAAAUGAAGAACUAUAAUUUAUGUAGUGAACUACCCCAUUAGAAGAUGAUUUUUUUGGGGGACUUCAAUAUGAAGAAAACCAAGAAUGUUGUGUUGGGCUGUGUUGAACAUUGUUUCUUUGUAAAUGAAUGUUGUAGAAAUGAGGACUUUGGUUGAUCCAACAUUGACUUUCUUCAUCACUGCAGCAUUUCUCUGACUAGCAAUGUGACGAUGUAACAAAUGAGAUUUUCUCAUUUAAUAAUAAAAAAUUGUGUAAUGUUU